GUGCCCAGAACGGCCUAAUAAUAAACAUUCGUACAUGUAUUAUAUUUGCUCGGAUCUAAGGUUUACAUAUUACCCGGAAGUUGCAACGAGUUAGCACCCUUUGGCAUUUAUAAGUGAUUUCAAAUACGCAACAAUGGAUCGGAGAGUGAUUUUAGGAUUACUGGUUUCGCUUUAUCUGCUUAAUUAUGUGCACGGACAGUUAAUUUCUGGCAACAUUCUCCAGAUUCUACAACGGACAACAGAGUUUUCAAAGUUUGCGCAGCUGGUUGUGCGGGCCAAACUUACCCGUCUGUAUGAAACGCCCACGUCGAUGACGUUGUUUGCGUUUAACGACACCGCCUACAAUAGUCUGCCAUAUAACGAAAGAAGUGUCAUAGACAGUUACACAGAGAAAGAUCUCGCAGAUUAUCUCAAGUUCUGCACCAUCCUCGGAAAUAGAGUCCAAACCAGUUCGAUCCAAGACAACCAGUAUGUGAGAAGCAGCGAUGCAAAUGGGGACCGCCUCUUUUUUAAUCGAAUUCAGCGAUUGGACAGUAAUCCUUUAGGAAGCUUUGAUCCAGUCAAAUAUUAUGUCAAUGGUAUAGAAAUUUCUGAGGGACCGAAUCGUGACAUCGCAGCCACUAAUGGGGUCAUUCACGGUCUGAAUGGGGUCAUGAGAAAGGGGAGUCAGAAAACGGCGUACAGAUGGAUCCAGGAACCGCAGGACUCCACACAACGGUUCCAGCGGUUCACGGAGCUGAUGAGCUACUUAUACGUAUUGGACAACAUUAACGACUUAUCGUCUCCGGACAAAAUCACCACCUUCUUUGUUCCCAACGACAACGCCAUGCAGAAGAUCCCCAUACAACAGCUCAAUAAACUCCGGAACGACCCAGUGGAGCUACAGAGGAUUCUUCAAGCUCAUUACAUUCCUAAUCGAGUCAUCUUCACCAACUGUGUAUCCGACAACGAAGGGGUACAGAAUGCCAAAGGUCAACCCGUGACCUUCCGAAAACCAUUUGGAAACAAAGUUUAUGUAAGUAGUGACGGAACCAGUACAGCCAUCAUAGAAGGUAACAUCACGGUAUCUAAUGGUGUGGUGCACGUGGUGGAUCAGCUGCUCGGAUUCGUUUACAACAACGUCCGGGAACAGAUCAAACAGGAGGGAACGAAAUUUGAACAGUUGAUAAAUCUGGGUACAGAGACCGUGAAGAAUUCCCUGGUACAACCGUCCGGAGUGACCGUGUUUGUUCCGCUGGACACUGCCUUCCAGAAAGUCGCUAACAUCCGCUGGGCUAAUCUCAACAAUAACCAGACUCUGGUGGACAUGGUGUUGAGACUGCAUAUUCUGGAACCAAACAAUCAGAUAAUGAUAUCGUCACUUCCUACAAUGGGUGGAUACGAAAAUCGUCAGUACAGGCGAACCAUGUUCAGGAACGAGACGAUCACGAUCUUUAAAGACCGGGGUGAAACCUGGGUACAGGGAGGGAACGUGAAGGCCCGAGUCAUCCGGCCGGACAUAAAGACCGUUAAUGGCAUGGUACAUAUCAUCGACUCAGUGCUGGGUAUUCCCUACCUGGAUCUCCCCAUGCUGAUCUGUCACGAUGUCUGGUUACUGAGGACCUAUGACUAUAUGAGACGAGUUGGACUGAAGAACUAUUUGACAGAUCGGAGAUUCACAGCCGAAAAGUGCAGUUUCGAGAUUUAUGGAUAUCCUCCAAAUUACGGAUCAGCGGCCACCUCCAACCAGGGGACGACGUGUCCCACGUAUUGUGCACAGACCCAAUAUCAGAACCAGUAUCCGUGUAAUUCGACCCAAUGUCAGUCUAACUCCAUGCAGUGUCCAUCCUAUUGCUCCCAACCACAGUACCAAAAUCAGUCUCCGUGUAACACGGCCCAAUGUGUUAACUCCAACAACAACGGCGGUGGUGGGACGUCCACUUGUCCUACGUACUGCGCCAAUUCCCAGUAUGCCAAUCAAUACCCGUGUAACUCGGCGGUGUGCACGUCUGGGGUGAACUGUCCCUCCUAUUGUUCGCAGGCACAGUAUGGUAACUCCCAACAAUGCUUGAUCUGUAAUGGUGGAUCCACCAACCAAUGUCCGUCUCAGUACAUCAGCUACUGCAGCAACCCAGCCAACUCCAACAACAGCCCGUGCAAUUCCUACCCGUGCAACAUGCUUAAUAAUUCGAACACUGGGUCACAGAGUUCGUCCCACGACCUCGGGUAUUGUGGCACUCCAACGGUGGCGUGCGACUUCACGGUCUUCGUUCCGAAUUCCAGCGCCAUUGAUUAUUUUUCUGUGUCACUAAAUGGCAACAAAGUGAUGAGGGAGACACUCAGGUUUCAGUGGCUGUUUAAGAGACUCGUCACUCCAGGCCGUAUCUACAUAGAAAAACUCAGCAACGGGAACCACCAGAUGAAAAUGUUGAAUGGAGAGUUAGUCAGUCUCACCAAAACAAACGACAGAGAUGUCAGGAUAUAUUUCGGUGGAGCCUCGGCAAACGUGAUACACAUGGAUGAAGGGGCCACUAACGGGGUAAUUCACAUCGUUGACCAGCUGUUGUUUGUAAACGAGGAUCUAACGAGAGACGUUUCGUCAGCAGGUCUCAUUCCAUUUGGAUAAAUGGGCAGUUUCCUUUCUUCGAGAAUUUGAUGGAAGACAGAUAUUUACACGCGUCGAUUUUUACUAGACAGCAUGGAUAUUAAAUACAUUGCAUGAAAAGGUG
Ostrea edulis (European flat oyster) is the source of this 2708-nucleotide messenger RNA. RefSeq lists its product as uncharacterized. Gene Ontology annotation, cellular component: extracellular matrix. Gene Ontology annotation, biological process: extracellular matrix organization; cell adhesion. The transcript is spliced from 13 exons. Gene Ontology annotation, molecular function: cell adhesion molecule binding. Bases 134 to 2605 code for a protein of 823 amino acids. The record is from RefSeq and is a predicted model, not a curated record. Lineage: Eukaryota; Metazoa; Mollusca; Bivalvia; Ostreida; Ostreidae.